GCCAAGUGUGUAGGUGCGCAGUGCCAACCCAUGCUCGACUAUGAAGAGGCAGUGCCUCUUGGGGCGAAGUCUUCCCUUCAAAACAUUUCUGUGUUGUGGAUCCUUCGUUGGGUUUUGUGAGGAGGGAGGCUCUCCUUGUACUUGGGGGGAGUUCCCGAUCAGCCUUUGCCUCGGGAGCCAUCUUGGGUCAGGAUGGGUUACUUAGCCUGCCCCGUCUGUGAGAGGGAAUCCCUGGCAGACGUGAGCGACCUCCAACAGCGAGUGGCAGCUGCUCUGAACAGGCCACUGUCAUGCCCUAUAUGCAGCGCGUCCGUCAGCGGCAUUCAGGCUUUCCACCACCACCUAGCAGCUCACUUGCCCGUCCAACACAAAUCCUUUUCUGACGCCUCUCCCUCUGUCUCAACGCCUGCCACCCCAUCGGGACUUGGUGUGCCUCCAUACCCAAUCACCAAUUCUCCUGAAGGGAUACCUACAUUGGAACACCUGGAGAUCAGUGACAACAGAGGUUCACCACGAAGCCCCUCGAGGCUCUCACUGUUGGGGAAAGAGGGAAUGAUCGAUCAGUCGUCUGGAAUUGCCAGUCACAGUGAACCACAAAGCCCCUCUACAGGUUCGCACCUUGCAUCUCACGACAAACUAAACCAGCCUCAUAACUGCGACCUGUGUGGUCUCAUCUUCUCGUCUGCCCAUUUUCUUAAAUUCCACAAGGACAUCAUUCACUCCAAGAGGGACUUCUUCGAUGUAACGUGCAAGUUAUGCAAAGAGAAGUUCAAGGAUUUCGAAGCCUAUCGCAAUCAUGUGCGGGAGAGUCACAGUGAUCGGAGGUACAUAUGUGACCAGUGUCCAAAGACCUUCAAGAUGAAAGGGAGUCUGCUGGUUCACCAGCGCAUGUUCCAUGACCCCUCCUCCCCUGGCACGUGUCAUUUGUGCAAAAAGACUUUUACCACUAAAGCCCGAAAAGAGCUCCACGAAAAAAGGUACCACGGGGUAGGGUUAGAACACGUACCAACAGGCAAGGUCUCUCCACCGUCUCCAUCCCAAAAGCACCAGAAAAUCAAGAAUUCUUCCUUAGGAGAUGCUAAAAGCUGGUUAGAGACACUCAUGAUUGAAACUAGACCUUCGGCGGAAGACGGCAAUCGAUACAGGGAAUUACAGGAGCAGCAGAGUGUGCAGUCUAUGUAUAAUUCUCAGCAAAUGACGCCCUAUUCAUCUCAGCAGCUCCAGAUGCAGCAGAAUCAGAUAAAUCAUCCAGAUGACCAAAUGGAAAACCAGUUUUCUGGUCCUUUGUGUCAUCAGCAGCAAAACGAGCAAAGGAAAGACAAGUCAACAAGAGACAUGCACACCCAAAUCUCACAUGAAUUACACACUCCACUAAAGACCCAGACUACAGACCCUGAUAGCCCACAGUUGCAAAAGUGGUCUCCUGACUUUCAGUCAUAUGCUACCUCCCAUGAAAAAGGAAAUCCUCCCAAGAACUCUCCAGACAUGUAUUAUCACCAGCAAAAAUUCGGCAUCAACUUACCUGGUCACGGAUCUCAAUCGCUGCAUGGACAGAAUUGCCCGAAAGCAGAAUUCAAGGAAUUUAAGCAAGAUAAGAAAUUUUCUGUACUUCAGCAUGGCAGCGAUUCGUCAGUGUGCCGACAAGUGAGUGGGAAUUACUCUCAGCAAAGUCCAGUGGCGAUAGUUUCACCUCAGCCUCAGAAAGCCGAGACGCCUCCUGCCGAUCACCAGAGCAGCAAUGGCACCCCUUGUCCCACUGAAGCUAGGCGAAAUAGCUUCCCACUCAUGAACAUCAACAAAACAGGAGUAUCUCACAGCGAAACACCCCGCUUGUACCCAACGCACUACGUCAGCGAGCUACCGCUUGCUUCCUCAGGUACUGGUGUUGUACCCUCUGGGCAGAACAUGAGUAUGCCCUCACAAGGUGAUAAGAUACACAACACUGUGGCAGUGCCUCAGCAGCUUGUCUACCAGAGCGUGAUCCCAGCCCUGAAUUCCAACAUUGGUCUCAUGGGUUCUGAAAACAAGCUCGGGGCGAAGGUUCCUCCGCUUCUGAUGUCGUCGAGCCCCCAACUCAUUCCCGUGGAAAAAGUGAAGGAGCCUCCCGACAGUCCCGUCCAGAUGAUGCAAGUCCAAGACGAGUCCUGCUCGUCGGAAAUGGUGAGCGACUGCGACGCUGCCGCCGAGAGUAAGGUUUCCACAGACGUACCUCAGGAGCCGAGGCCCGACGUUGGACCCAACCGGCGUCAGGGGCCGACUGGAAUAUCAGGAACGCUCACUUCGGCUGCCGUUUCUAGGAAGGAGAGCGCGGGCAAGAACGAUGCCAAGCAAUGGGAAUGCGAUGUUUGCAAGAAGUCCUUCACAACUAAAUACUUUCUCAAGAAACACAAGAGGCUGCACACAGGCGAGACGCCCUACGCAUGCGCGGAGUGCGGCAAGACCUUCACCUUCCAGCAGAGCUACCACAAGCACAUCCUGUACCACUCGGACGACAAACCUCACCAGUGCUCCUACUGCGGCAGAGCCUUCAAGGAGAUGUCCACGCUCCACAACCACGUUCGAAUCCACACCGGAGAAAAGCCUUUCGUCUGCGAGAACUGCGGAAAGGCCUUCCGUCAGCGGGUCUCCUACCUAGUACAUCAGCGGAUCCACACAGGCGUCAUGCCCUACACCUGCGACGCCUGCGGGAGGUCCUUCAGGUACAAGGUGAGUCUUCGGUCUCACAAGUGUGAGCCUGCCAUCUUGCCCCCAGCGGUAACCGCUGGCCCUGUGCACAGAAGUAGUAGCGACGGCUUAGGGGAGACCAGAGGGCAGCCGGGCACUACGGCAUCUCCGGUACCUUCAGCGACCAAUCCCGUCAUUCUUCUACCUCAGACAAGUGGAGCAAAUGCUGCGCCUUUAUUGAACGGGGCGACACCCAGUGGAGGAUGUUCGACAAAAACAGAGGAAACUGGAGACGCGCAAAUCCAGCAGAUGGCGUCGUCUACUGCUGCCGCUCCUGAGAACAACUUGAGGGACAAUGACGUCCCUUACGUCAACAACAAUCGUAACUCACCGCAUCCUCUGUCACGCCAUAAGCUUCCUCAACAGCAAAGACAACAGCAACAGCAACAGCAGCACCAAGACCUUUCGAAACAGAACCAAAACAUCGUUCCAGUAACGGGACGCCCCAAAGUACCUCUGGAAACCAUAGACAUUUCAGCCAUUUCCUGCGAGGGUUUGCCCGUUUCGCUGGACUCCAAGAAGUCGCCUCCGAGGCCUAACAGAAGCCCGUCUGACAAUGUGUCCCCCAGGCCGGGUGGUGUCAUUGGUGGGCAAGGGUUCCACGACCCGCUUUCCGUGGCCUUCUUACACGCCCUGGUUGACCCCCAGCAGGGUCGCGUUCCAGGAGACUGCCGUCCGCACGUCCAGCUGCCUCCUCAGGACGGGCUGCCUUUCCCAAGUCUGUCUCCGGGUGCCAUGGACACCGACUUAGACCACGACAACUUUCUUACUAAUCUCUUGAUGUGACGCAGAUGAGGCCGUGUCAUUAACAAGUGGAUGUUGUGAUAUCAAGGGUGUGUGUUUGUGUGUAGAUGUGAGGCAACGUUACGCUUUAUGUGACGAAUGAGUGUGAAUGCGAGAAGAGCGGUCCUGCAUGGUUUACUGAAACGUUGUUUUAAUUAUUAUUAUUUUCUUUUGUUUACUAAAUGUCAUCAUAGACAUUAACAAGGUACAAAUAGAUAAAGCUUUAUUUUUUAUUUCAUUUUAUGA
Molecule: messenger RNA, 3753 nt
Organism: Macrobrachium nipponense
Lineage: Eukaryota; Metazoa; Arthropoda; Malacostraca; Decapoda; Palaemonidae
Exons: 7
Coding region: 193-3510 (1105 amino acids)
Source: RefSeq, a predicted model, not a curated record